This is a messenger RNA of Durusdinium trenchii, 1256 nucleotides long. NCBI's taxonomy places the organism in Eukaryota, Dinophyceae, Suessiales, Symbiodiniaceae. The record is from the annotation of a GenBank genome assembly.
AAAAAACGUCGGCAAGAAGCUUCUCCUGGAACUGGUCAACAACCCCAACUCUGUCCACAUUAGGUCGACCGACUCCUGUCCAGUCACAGCGAUCCGUCUCCUGUCCAUCUUCAGCUUGUCUUGCUAUCCUCUCUCUAACCGGUCACUGAUCUGCUCUUCAGCAUGAUCCAACAUCUUUUUGAGAAAGGAUCGCCCAAAACGUGGACCGAACCGGCCGUCGAUGCCCGCUCCGGGCCUUCGUUCGUGUUCUUCGUCCAGUCGUUCGAACUCCCCCGUCCAGUCGUCCACUCGCGACGCGACGGCCGAAGACACAGGUCGUUGCUUGGCGACCGUGACCUGCUUAUGUUGCAAACCUUUGCCUGCGGCGUCCUGGUUCGAUCUGGCCUUGUUGCUCUAUCCCUUCCCACCAGGCUCUCCGUACUUCACCACUGCCAAGGCGGUGCGAAGGCCGUUGAACGAGCAGGAGGGAGCGGAUUGAUGAUCUGGAUGUUCUUGGAUGACCUUGACACAUCUUGGCACCAGGAGGAACAAGAUGACAUGGAGCUGCGCCAGGCAACCCACACCCGGACCACGACCUCCUUCGAUGUCGUUGAGACUCACCUGGAUUCCAGCUACAGCAUUUGGGAGCGCCACUUAGGGGUGCCCCACCCUUGGAUCACCUAUGCCUUCCCCGCCUGGUGGAGCAUGGUGGUGGCACCCGCCUUGUUGCUGGCGGUGGCGGUGGCGGCCUUUCAUCAUAGCAAUGCCUUGCUCUUCUCCCAGGCCCUGGCCUUCUCAGAUCUCAGUUGGUUGCCGACCACGGCGAUGUCUGCUUGGCCCUACCACUGGUGCAUCAUCAAGGCCGUUUGCGCCGGCAUCACCGACGCCUUCCACGGGCUCUUCGUGGAGGCACCGCUGCGGAUCCUGACGGCGCCGAGGCAGACUUGGAAUAGCUUCUGGGGCUUCGCUGACACCAGCAGUGACUUCCUGAACCUCUUUGCAGUAGAUCAUCCCCACGGCGAGCUGGUGGCCGGGCAGUUCGAAGGGAACUUCCGGAUCUUCCGCUCCACGGUGCUCCUCUUGCGCUUGAUCCUCACGAUGCUCUUCGCCUGCCUACGGCUCACGGCGGUGAUCGCACGUACGCCCGACGAGCGCGAGGAGAGCGAGAGCGACAGCGCCUGGGAGGAGGUCGAAGAGGAGUUCUGUGGUGCUUAAUCGAAGUGAGCGACGGAGAGUGUGCCGAGAGCGAUUUGGAACUGACGACGAAUGAAGCUACC